CAGCCGUCAAGAAAACGUUGUUUACCGUUUUUAUUCGUUCAAAGUGUAGUUUCAUCACUCUUCAUGAAAUGAACAUGAGGCGGUUUCGUACGGAUUUUGGUUGAUUUAAUCUUUAUUUCUGGCAGUGAUUUUAAGUGACUUUUAAAAGCUUCCAGGCGUAGCUCAUUAUUUGCCACGUGUGCCCCAUACUAUCAGCCUAACGGUGCGCAUCAAAAAUUAAGUAAUUCAUCGGGAUUUUAUAAAGAUUACUCGGGGUUAUGUUUGACCCCCGACUGUUCAUCAGGAUUGCCGUUUUUUUUGUUUACAGCAUACAGUGAUCAUCCUGAGAUCAUUAAGGAUAAAAUGUUAAAUAAAAUAUGAAUUAUAUUGUCCUUAUGAAUUAAAUUAUGCAUUCGGUGUCCAUUUAUUAAUUAUUAAUAAAGUUCUGAAUAACGCUAAGGAUUAAUAAUUGAUGUUUACUGUUUUACUUGUUGGUGUAUAUCGUAAUAUAUGCAUUUGAACAUGGAUUCCGUCAGUUUAAUCUCUUAUUUUGUGUAACUCUUCAGCUUUCACCUUUACAGUCACACACACACACACACACACACAAACCCGAUCUUCACGGUCUUUUUCCUAAGCCAGUCUGGAGGCGUGACCCUGUGCUUUGGCAGACGGUCCCGGGAAGCUUUACCCUGGUUGACUGAAAUAUGUCUUCCUUAGCACGUCCCCACGCUGGUCAUUGUAACACAGACCACCCCCUGCUUAGAAGACCGAUCCCCGUAAUGCAGUAUUGCUGCUAUCGCGGAGCCGUAAUGCGUGUUGGGGGUUUAUAUACCUACAAUAAUACUGAUUUUAUUGUCUCCUGGCCCGAGUUUUCCACGCCAAUACAUUCAGGCUCCGACUUCAAUGAUUGCUGUCGCACCUUCAGAUAAAUAAUUAGAGCGGUUUCUUUAUAUAUGACCUUAUGUGUAAACUUGUCGUUGUAAACUAUAUAAUGGUUGAUGGUACGCUGUGAAUUAAAAUAUGAAGGCUGAACUAUGGUUACCGCAGUAUGAUGUUGCAAUGCCCCUUUCACGAAGAAACAGCUGCUUUAAAUAUCGACUCAGACAGCUGGCCCCAAUCCUUUAAAAGGAAAAAUUAAAAAUAAAUUUUCAUUACGGUGUCAUUUAAGCGCAGGCAGAGCCAGAGUCCUGUCUCCAUGGCCGGGUCACGGUCUGCAACGAAAUUGCACACAGACUUCCGCUGCUUUUCUUUUUCUCCUGUUUGCCUCAAGACGCUUUUUGUCCUGAUUUUCGGGUUUCCUCUGGACAGUCCUCACUUUUGUUCAUUUUGGAGAAAGAACCAUGAAACAAACCAGAUGGCUGUAAAGGCAUGCCCCCCCAGCACAGAAUGACCACUGGACCCCAGCAGACCUGCCCACCCAGGUUCCGAGGACAGAGCCCCAGCCUCUCUUACCAUUACAUUUUGUUAUAGAGUCCUUAAGGCUUUUUCCUUGUUGAUUUUUAAUUGCUAACAUUACCUGCUCUUUUCCUCUCUGGCCAGUUCUAGUUGGAUCUGUGGGCCAGCUGUACUGGCACCACAUGGAACGGAUGCUCAGCUCUCAUUGGCUGCUGAUCCUGACACAAUCGGUGGUGCUCAUUGGUUGUUCCUGGUUUGUUAUUAGAAGCAAUUGACCAAUCCUUCCUGCGGAGAGUUCAAUAUGCUCCCUGUUUAAGUUUAUUUAGCAGAUGCUUUUCUCCAAAACCACGGAGGAAGGCCUGGGUCAGGCAGCAUCCCUGGGGCAGUUGGGGAUAAGGCUCAAGGCACAAGGACUCAACAAUGAUAUGUUUAUUUUGCCAGCCUGAGGACUCAAACCCAUGACCUUCUGGACAUAGAGACAGAUCCUUACCCACUAAGCGCUACAAUACCCAUCAAACCCAGACUGCGGAGGCAGGCAGAAAUCAUUCGGGGAGGAGUGACCCCCCCCCCGCCCCCCAUGAGUUUCUGCCUAAGCUCCAAUUCCAGCUCCUCUAUUUAGGGGAAUCCUUUCAUGCUUAAGGAGACACAGACGUCAUUCUCCAAAGCUUUAUCAAAUUUAUGGGCUUAUUUUUGGGCUACGAAGAACAGUCAGGGUUUCGAAUGAUGUAGAAGGCGUUUUCUCAUAAUUAAACUCCAAGGGGACUAUUUCCCCCAGAAUGCAGUACGUGUUUUUGUGCCUUGGCGCUGGGGAAGUUAAAUCAUUGCAUGUAAACAGGGACAGCUGGCUUAGCUUUGGGGACACACUGUUAUUUAGUGAUGCUUCAUAUGCAAACCUUGUGGUCUUUUACGAGUCAGUUCCAGGAACUGUAUAAACAGUCAGAAAAAUAUCCAGUGCCUAAACCCAGUUUAUUUUGGAUAAUAAGUUAGAGAAGGACUGGGAAGUGCUUGUUUUAAUUAAGGGGCGAUACUUCUGCCAGAGAGCGAUCAGUUUCAUCAAUGAAUUCUGGAGUCGCAUGACUGCAAUCGUCAUGAAACAUUCAGGAAGUUAAUGGAGAACUUGCAUGUUUGUAGAUUGGUGGGAUUCACCCUGAGCUACCAGUCACUGCCUGUGUGUACCCAGUGAGACCCAGGUAAAAGACCAGUGGGACCAGUGAGUGUCACAGCAUAAUCGGGGUCAGGGGGCGUUUGGAAUCCCUGCUUCCCCUGUCAGCUGUCCCUUAAAAUCUGUCUUGUUUUUCCUCAUCCUCUGCUCAUGUGCCUGGCAUGACACAGGAACAGCGAGGCAUAUCUGGGAGGGGGUGUUCCUGAACUGCGUUUGAAUGUUUAAUGAUUUAUUUAUAACACCUGCAGACAGACGCAGCCCUCUCAUUCUCCCACAGGACAUCACAGGUCUGUCUGUUAGCUUCAGCCAAGUCGCCAGUCACCUGAGUGCUUUCAUUGCUAAUUUAAGUUGCAGGAGUUAGGCAGCACUGAGCAGCAGGUCCUGACCACAUGUGAAUACAUGGACAACAUGUCCUUGUGGAAACGUUUUCCCACAGGAAACGUAAACCCUGAGAAGGAAUGUUCCAGGAAUGUUUGCAUGAGAGUAGCCCGGCCCAGCCUGUGGCCAAGGCCCUUCUUCCCAGCUGGUGUGUACGGCUCCAGCAGUCCAUGGAGGCGGGUGGAGACUGGGAACGAGCCGCCCCCGACCCGUCACCCCCCCGCCGUCGCCCGACAGCUGUGUAGGCUCCUCGCUCACCGCUCUCCAGCAGCUUCAACUCACGGUGCAGUGGGAAUGCAAGGCUCCCAGUCAGCUGGGUGUCAGUGAAGCGUGCUAGGGUGUUCCUGGGGGGGUGGGGGGCAUGCGUGCGUGCGGGCAAACGGGCGGCACCCUGCUGUCCUGCCUGCUGUGCGUGGCAGUGCCAGCGCUGCUACGGCCCGACGCCAAGCUGGCGUACGUGACGGAGGGUAGGUUGUGUACCUGCAGCUGCUCGCGGGAUCUGGUCGCCUGCAGUGCCAUCGGACACCCAGAAUGCAAGUGCACGGACUGGCCUCAGUCCGGCCUAAAUGGCCCCGACGGCUCCAGACCCCUGACCGAGAAGCGCCUCACCGUCCUUUAUACCUCGCCGCUCAACGUCGCCCUCUUGUUGAACAACUCGGAAGUUCACCACCUGUCGCUGGUCAAGUGCAGUGACACUGGGGGCAAGGUCCCCACCCAGGACUACUUUGCCGUCCUGAAGCUGGAGAAGCUGACAGUCUCGUACCCACUUCUCCAGGCCAGCCAAAGCCAUGAUUUUGUCCUGGGGACCCCCUAUCAUGACGGAGAGACAGUCAGCAUCAUCCACAUGUCUGUCCUGAUGGGGAAGCCCUCCCUCAAGGCUUACACCAUACAGGCCAAAACAGACAGCAACGGGCUCCUUCCUUUCGCCAGUCUGUGUGUGUCACCCAUCAGGCUUCCAGAACCUUCUAGAAUGUUUGUAACAUUUCUAUACUGAAGCAAAUGCUGCAAAACCAGAGGCACUGGAGUUCCUAGAUUGUUUUUAAAAAAGCUUUUAGAAGUCUAGUAACUUUUUGUAUCUAAUUUCACUUAGAAAACAUUUUUUUUGAGACAACCAAAAAGAGUCAUGUAGUCAUAGAAUCGGGAGAAAAUAGAUAUUUGGCGCAGUAUGUAUGUUUUACCUCUGGUUUAUGUAAUCACGAUUUAUUCCAAAUCUGCAGACACCUGAGUAACAAAAGCAACCAGCUCUGUUCGCACCAGAUAAACUGGACAGUCAGCCAGCAGUGACAUCAUUCGCCUGCUCACAGGCUCCAGUGGAACCUGAAUGUAAACUGUGUCCUGAAUGCAAGUCCUGUUUAGCACCAUUAGCAUGACAUGCUCACCAACGUGCCGCACAGAUGUGGGUGUGUAACUGUUUGUAUGUCUGUAUAACAGAUGCAAUGCUAUCAUAUCUACUUUGCUAAUCAAUUUGUUUCCAAAUAAACUGUGUUUUUCUUCAUUUUCUCAGA
Paramormyrops kingsleyae is the source of this 4419-nucleotide messenger RNA. Lineage: Eukaryota; Metazoa; Chordata; Actinopteri; Osteoglossiformes; Mormyridae. The record is from RefSeq and is a predicted model, not a curated record.